GUUUUUAUUGCCUGUUCCAUCCCUGGCUCUGCAGGGAAAGAUAGUGCAGGGUACCGUGGGAAGGCAGAACGGAGGUUCCUGUGAGUGUGCAUUGGAAAAUAAUUGCACGCAGUCAAAGCCAUUCAUUCAAGACCUUGAGGAGCACAGCUCAGUAAUUCAGCACCACAGUCUAGAGGACACCGUACAACACACAACGCAACGGAGGACAGCAAAUUCCAGUGGAUGGAUUCAACCAGUGGUACAAUUCUAAGACUUAAAAUAUAUUCAAGAUAGAAUAUAAAGUUUUGACAUAGGCUUAACUACAGUGAUAUUUCAGAGGAAAACUUCGUUGGAUAAAGAGUUUAGCCACUCUUCGCUUGCGUAAUGCUGGUGUAGGCAACAGUGAUAUUUGGGAUGACUGAAUGCGCCAGGCGCCUGGAAUCGGGGUCUAGAUACUGUAGGCGUUAGGAGUGUUGUGGAGCUGCCGGAGAGCCCCUUCAUUAUUAAGAAGGAUGCUGGUGGGAAAUGCCUGGAGACAGAGAGGACGAGAUUUUUCGAAAGGCUCUGGAACUGCUGUCGGAUCUCUGUUCUAGGGGCGAAGUGCAAAACGACAACUGUGUGGAUUUUAUAUACUAUUUUCGAGAUCUUGCCAGACCAAGACACUCAGACUCAGAUUUGUCAGUGAGCCUGCUGUCUCUGGUGGUGACCACCUGUGGCCUAGCCCUUUUCGGGGUCUCACUUUUCGUCUCGUGGAAGCUGUGCUGGGUGCCAUGGCGCGACCGUGGCCUCCCCAGCGGCCUGAAGGAUGGCCAGGGGGACCAGCAGCCAGUCAUGAUGGAGGUGGAUGGGGUGGAGAAUGAGUACAGUGAAGACUGUGUCAAGGAGCCUUCAGGCCUGGUAGUCCCCGAGGCAAUCAUGAAGAUCAGCCACACAUCCCCAGACAUCCCCCUGGAGGCCCAGUCCAAGCUCAAGGAGAACCAUGUCCGCCACAUCACCCGCGUGCAGCGCCAGAUCACUGAGCCCACCUCCUCUGUCCGGCACAACUCCAUCCGCCGCCAAAUGAACCUAUCCAACCCAGACUUCAACAUUGGCCAGUUCCAGAGACAGGAGUCCCUGGCCACUCUGGGCCGGAUCAAACCCGAGCUCUAUAAGCAACGCUCUGUGGACACGGACGACGGCAGGAAGACGGACAGCUGCGGCCGCAUACAUUUCAUCCUCAAGUUCGACUGUGACCUGGAGCAGCUCAUCAUCAAGAUCCACAAGGCCCAGGAUUUACCGGCCAAGGAUUUCUCAGGAACCUCUGACCCUUACGUCAAAAUCUACCUGCUCCCCGACCGUAAGACCAAGCACCAGACCAAGGUGCACCGCAAGACCCUCAACCCUGUGUUCGACGAGGUCUUCCUGUUCCCUGUGGCCUACACUGAGCUGCCCACACGCAAACUGCACUUCAGCGUCUACGACUUUGACCGCUUCUCCCGCCACGACAUCAUUGGCCAGGUGCAGGUGGAUAACUUCCUGGACCUAGCAGACUUCCCCAGAGAGACUAAACUCUGUAGGGACAUCCAGUACGUCACCUCGGACAAUGUGGACUUGGGGGAUCUCAUGUUCUCCCUGUGUUACCUACCAACGGCUGGAAGGCUAACCAUCACAAUGAUCAAGGCUAGGAACCUCAAAGCCAUGGACAUCACUGGAGCCUCAGAUCCCUAUGUGAAGGUGUCUUUGAUGUGUGAGGGACGGAGAUUGAAGAAGAGGAAAACGUCCACCAAGCGAAACACUCUGAAUCCAGUCUACAACGAAGCCAUAGUAUUUGAUGUCCCUCCUGAGAACAUUGAUCAGAUCAGUCUCCUAAUAGCAGUGAUGGACUACGAUCGGGUAGGUCACAAUGAGGUCAUUGGAGUGUGUAGGGUGGGCAAUGAGGCGGAGAGCCUGGGCCGAGACCACUGGAACGAGAUGUUGUCAUACCCUCGCAAGCCCAUCGCCCACUGGCACCCCCUGGUAGAGUGGAUGGGUCAGGGGACUGCAGGUGAAAGCCAGGGCGGUUCCACCAACUCUCUAAAGACUCCUCCCUCACCAUAAAGAGAACACAGGGUGGUGAAGGAGAGGAACAGCAGAGACCCCAAGCAUCAAGAGAGGAGGAGAGAUCAGUAUGCUAGUAAUGGUAGAUGUUACACUUGGUUUCCCCGACAUAGAUUAAGUUUAGUGCUGAACUAAAAAGCAUGCUCAAUUUGAAAGUGCUUACUGAUCCAGGACAGGCUUAAAACUUCUUCAGGAUUGGUGGGUCCCCUGCGGGACGGUUGCACUAACGUAGGCUAAUGUGAUUAGCAUGAGGUUGUAAGUAACAAGAACAUUUCCCAGGACAUAGACCUAUCUGAUAUUGGC
Molecule: messenger RNA, 2358 nt
Organism: Oncorhynchus mykiss (rainbow trout)
Lineage: Eukaryota; Metazoa; Chordata; Actinopteri; Salmoniformes; Salmonidae
Product: synaptotagmin-9
Biological process (GO): calcium-ion regulated exocytosis
Cellular component (GO): dense core granule; exocytic vesicle; plasma membrane
Molecular function (GO): calcium ion binding; clathrin binding; phosphatidylserine binding
Source: RefSeq, a predicted model, not a curated record